Miniopterus natalensis is the source of this 4624-nucleotide messenger RNA. The record is from RefSeq and is a predicted model, not a curated record. Lineage: Eukaryota; Metazoa; Chordata; Mammalia; Chiroptera; Miniopteridae.
UAGGAAACCGGAGAGGCCUGGGGUUCCUGGCCAAGCCCCGGCAGCUUAAGCCAUUUACUCCGGGCAGCUCUGGCCGCCCGGACGUGGUGCGGUUUCCACCUCCGCUUUCCGUUCAUCCCCAGCGGAGUGCCUGUGUCCACUUCGUCUUCCGCCUCUCCAAAUGAAAAGUACUACUCAAGUCAUCGGUUGCUCGGCAAAGUGAUCUCGGUUUCAGUGCAUUUUUGGACCAGCUCCGACUUUGUUGUCUAUCUCAGGGAGCUGCAGAUAUUCUGACGAACUGGAUCGGCAGUUGGGUACUCCGAAUCCACGCCUCUCUUCAGGCAUGAGGCACGUGGUGGUGGAAAACACGCUCGAGUUGGACCAGCAGUUUGCUGGUCUAGACCUGAACCCUCCUGAUAACCAGAGUAAAGGAGGAAGUACAGCAAGCAAAGGGCGCUAUAUACCUCCUCACUUACGGAACAGAGAAGCAUCUAAAGGAUUCCAUGAUAAAGACAGUUCAGGGUGGAGUUGUAGUAAAGAUAAAGACGUAUAUAGCAGUUUUGGGUCUCGAGAUUCAAGAGGAAAAUCCAGUUACUACAGUGAUCGUGGAAGUGGAUCAAGGGGAAGGUUUGAUGAUCGUGGACGGAGUGACUAUGAUGGUAUUGGCAGUCGUGGUGACAGGACUGGUUUUGGCAAAUUUGAUCGCAGUGGACACAGUCGAUGGUGUGACAGAUCAGAUGAUGAUGAUUGGUCAAAACCACUUCCACCAAGUGAACGUUUGGAGCAGGAGCUGUUUUCUGGAGGAAACACUGGGAUUAAUUUUGAGAAAUACGAUGAUAUUCCAGUAGAGGCAACCGGCAAUAACUGUCCUCCACAUAUUGAAAGUUUCAGCGAUAUUGAAAUGGGAGAAAUUGUCAUGGGGAACAUUGAGCUUACUCGUUACACUCGCCCUACUCCAGUGCAAAAAUAUGCCAUUCCUAUUAUCAAAGAAAAAAGAGACUUGAUGGCUUGUGCCCAAACAGGGUCUGGAAAAACUGCAGCAUUUCUUUUGCCUAUAUUGAGUCAAAUUUAUACUGAUGGUCCAGGGGAGGCUUUGAAGGCUGUGAAGGAAACUGGGAGGUAUGGACGCCGUAAACAAUACCCAAUCUCCUUGGUUUUGGCCCCAACAAGAGAAUUGGCUGUACAGAUCUAUGAGGAAGCCAGAAAAUUUUCAUACAGAUCUAGAGUUCGUCCUUGUGUGGUUUAUGGUGGUGCUGAUAUUGGUCAGCAGAUUCGAGACUUAGAACGUGGAUGUCACUUGUUAGUUGCCACUCCAGGACGUUUAGUGGAUAUGAUGGAAAGAGGAAAAAUUGGAUUAGACUUCUGCAAAUACUUAGUGUUGGAUGAAGCUGAUAGGAUGCUAGAUAUGGGGUUUGAACCCCAGAUACGCCGUAUAGUUGAACAAGAUACUAUGCCACCAAAGGGUGUUCGCCACACCAUGAUGUUUAGUGCUACUUUUCCUAAGGAAAUACAGAUGCUUGCUCGUGAUUUUUUGGAUGAAUAUAUUUUCCUGGCUGUAGGCAGAGUUGGCUCUACCUCUGAGAACAUCACACAAAAAGUAGUUUGGGUGGAAGAGUCAGACAAACGGUCAUUUCUGCUUGAUCUGUUAAAUGCAACAGGGAGAGAUUCACUGACUUUAGUGUUUGUGGAGACCAAAAAAGGUGCUGAUUCUCUGGAGGAUUUCUUAUACCACGAAGGAUAUGCUUGUACUAGUAUCCAUGGAGACCGAUCACAGAGAGAUAGAGAGGAAGCCCUUCACCAGUUUCGAUCAGGAAAAAGCCCAAUUCUAGUGGCUACAGCUGUGGCUGCAAGAGGACUAGAUAUUUCAAAUGUGAAACAUGUUAUCAAUUUUGAUUUGCCAAGUGAUAUUGAAGAAUAUGUACAUCGGAUUGGCCGUACAGGACGUGUAGGAAACCUUGGCCUUGCCACCUCGUUUUUUAAUGAAAGAAAUAUAAAUAUUACGAAGGAUUUGUUGGAUCUUCUUGUUGAAGCUAAACAAGAAGUGCCGUCUUGGUUAGAAAAUAUGGCUUACGAACAUCACUAUAAGGGUAGCAGUCGUGGACGGUCUAAGAGUAGAUUUAGUGGAGGAUUUGGCGCCAGAGACUAUCGACAAAGUAGCGGUUCUAGCACUACAAGCUUUAGUAGUGGUCGUGUAAGCAGCAGCCGUAGUGGUGGAGGAGGUGGUCACAGCAGCAGCAGAGGAUAUGGUGGAGGUGGCUAUGGAAGCUUCUACAGUAGUGACAGCGGAUAUGGAGGAAAUUAUACCUCCCAGGGGGUUGACUGGUGGGGCAACUAAACCUGCUUUUCACUAAACAUCACCCUUUCAAAUGAGCUAAUAUGGAAACCACAUGUAACUUAGCCAGACUAUAUCGUGUAGCUUUAAGAACUUGCAGUACAUUACCAGCUGUGAUUCUCCUGAAAAUUCAUGGAAGAUCAAAGUCACAAGAAGAAAGAAACUAACAGCCCAUUCAGAAGUUGGUUCAAAGACUUAAUUACUCUAGAUUGGAUUAACUCCCAUCCUGCUUAUUUUCCAUCCCAAGCUGCGUUUAUAAUUUUGUGACUGAGAAUCAUUUGUUCAUAUACUGUAACUUGAACUUUUUAAACAACUUAUUAUUUUGAUGUCCUGUUGGCUCAGUAAUGCUCAAGAUACCAAUUGUUUUGACAAAAUAAAUUUCUGAACUUGGGCUAAAACCAAACCUUGGCACACAGGUGUGAUACAACUUAACAGGAAUUAUCAAUUUAUCAAUAAAUAGUAUAAGGUUAAAAAUAAUUUAGGCAGUAGCCUCUCGUUAGGAAUUUUUAAUACUUGCAGACUGGGGAGAAGAACAUCUUAAGCAAAACUAGUUUCUAAUAUGGCUAAAUGCAAUAUGUUAAAAGUUCUGACUUGCUCACUCUAUCCUGGAAAAGCACUUAGAAUCUUGUAGUUAUCAAAUCAUUUCAGUCAUGAUGAGGUGGCAUGUAUAAAAACUUCCAUGCAUUUUUCAAAGCACUCUUUAAAGUUAAUGCAAGUAACGACUGCAAUUCUUCUAAUAUUAUUAUAAGCUAGGCAAGUGUGGGCUACUAUUAUUGGGAAAGUUUAAAUGUUUGAUUUUAAAGUGUUUGGGAGGGGAUUUAUCUAACUAGAUUAUUUUAAUGCCUGCCAUAAAAAACUGAAAUGGUAGAAUGGCUUACCAUGGCAGUGACUUCUCCUUUUUAUGGGCCUGGUUGGAUUUUGGUCUGUAGGAUGCUAGUGUUGGUGUUCUUUGGUCAAGAGGAUACAAGCAGGGAGAAUUAUGCAGCAGGCUUUAUUUUAAUGCAGUUUCACAUUCUGUUUGAGCUGUGUUGAAAUGUUAAAAUGGCUUACACUUGUAGACUUUGUAAAUUAUAAUAAAUCCUUGAGAUCACACAAGUUGGAAAUAUGUACUAAACUGCACACGGUGUUCUUUCUUUAUAGUGCAGUUUUAGUCUUAGUUGUAUAGGUUUCCAUUGUACUUAUAGUCUGUGCUAAAUUUGGCCAAAGAUUAUCAUUCACCACUAAAAAUGCCUCUGCUACUUGGAAUUCUGUGCUGAUUUUAUGGCUAGAAAGCCGUAAUCUUUAUAAGCUAACCUUUAUGGUUGCAUAAGAAGGCAAAAUUUUCUUAAAAGUGCAAUAGAUUUUCAGGAGUAUUGUGCCUUGUUCUAAAACUUGAGGUGCAGUUGACAGUAUUAAGGUCAUUUGUUAUGGUGCUAUUUCAGUUAGUACAGGUUUAGACUCUUAAACACUUUGCCCAUAACUUUUUACAAAGUACUUAUUUGAUUGCACAUCCAGAGAAUUUUAUAUGUGUGUGUGUGUGUGUGUCUUGUGUGCGUGUCCUUAAACUUACAAUCUCAUUUUAUCUCUUGGAGAUUGUUGAAUGCAGCUUAAAAACUAGAUUCUAAAAUUUUAUUUGGGACCAUGGAAUGAUAGUUGUGAAGAAACUGUUUGCACAUGACAGAUUUUAGAUACUUUUGCUGCUACUUUGUGUGAUAUUUAUUGAACAUUCUGACAAAUAUUUAUUUUUGUAAGCCUAAAAGUGAUUCUUUGAAAGUUUAAAGAAACUUGACCAAAAGACAGUACAAAAAACACUGGCACUUAAAUGUCACCGUAUGUGAAAUAAUAUAUUUCGGGGUAGUGUGAGCGUUUAAUGUUGAGUCCUGUUAAACUUGAGUCAAAUUAAGCAGACCCAGCAUUGGUAGUGUAACUAGCUGUGACUUUCUGACAAAACUGGCACUUAACAUUAAAAUUUGCCAAGGUUUUGAUACACUUGUCUUUAAAUAUUGAUACACUUUUAAACACUGAUAGGAAAUGUCCACAUUCUCAAAGGUUUUGAGUUUUGUUUAGUUAGUGUGGGUGUUUUGUUUGGUUUUCACUGUCUGGCAUAUUUGCAAUCCUCAAACAUGUGGUUAUCUUUGUGUAUUUCCAUAAUUUGUGACUUUUACAUUCUUUUUUAUCAGCCAGUUAUAUAAGGAUUGGUUUAAACUUGCUGAGUGUAGUCAUUGAACCUCAAGUCACUGUAGGUUUAGUAGUUUUUUAUUGUAUUAGUUUUAGCUGCUAGCACUGCAUGUGCUGUGUUUAUUCUGAUUUUACUGAAAUAAAAGUUGAACACAA